Messenger RNA from Priapulus caudatus, 2575 nucleotides. RefSeq names its product isocitrate dehydrogenase [NADP], mitochondrial-like. Gene Ontology annotation, molecular function: NAD binding; magnesium ion binding; isocitrate dehydrogenase (NADP+) activity. The transcript has 11 exons. NCBI's taxonomy places the organism in Eukaryota, Metazoa, Priapulida, Priapulimorpha, Priapulimorphida, Priapulidae. Gene Ontology annotation, cellular component: mitochondrion. The record is from RefSeq and is a predicted model, not a curated record. Gene Ontology annotation, biological process: isocitrate metabolic process. The coding region runs from base 74 to 1417 and encodes 447 amino acids.
ACGUCAGGUUUCACCUUCGCCACAUUCUGGUAGUUGCUGCAGCGUGGUUUUAACGAGAACGUUUCUAGUGAAAAUGGCUUUCUCCACUAUCAAGUACGCGAAACUGCUUAUGGCCAGUGGUCCACUCGCACAGAAGACAGUUCUGCCACUGACAGCCAGCGCUAUCCAAAGCAGGAAUUUUUCUGGGAAGCGCAUCAAGGUGCAGAACCCAGUAGUGGAACUUGAUGGAGAUGAGAUGACCAGAAUCAUUUGGGAGAAAAUCAAGGAUAAGCUGAUUUUCCCCUACCUGGAGCUGGACUGCAAGUAUUACGAUCUCGGCCUGCCCUACCGUGACGCCACCAAUGACCAGGUGACGAUCGACUCCGCCGCAGCAAUCCAGAAGUACAAUGUCGGAAUCAAGUGUGCAACGAUCACGCCAGAUGAGCAACGCGUCGAGGAGUUCUCCCUGAAGAAGAUGUGGCUGAGUCCGAACGGAACGAUCCGGAACAUCCUCGGCGGCACCGUGUUCCGCGAGCCGAUUCUCUGCGACACGAUCCCGCGCCUCGUUCCCGGCUGGACGAUGCCGAUCGUCAUCGGGCGUCACGCGCACGGAGACCAGUACAAAGCAACAGAUAUGGUCAUCCCAGGAAAUGGGAAGGUCGAGCUCGUGUACACUCCCUCCACAGGAGACAAGCAGACUGUGGAGGUGUUCGAUUUCAAGAAGGGAGGUGGCGUAACCAUGGCAAUGUACAACACUGAUGAGUCGAUCGAGGGCUUCGCCCACGCUUGCUUUGUAAUGGCCAUCACCAAGAAAUGGCCGCUCUAUCUGAGCACAAAGAACACGAUUCUGAAGCGCUACGACGGAAGAUUCAAGGACAUCUUCCAAGAGAUUUAUGAGAAGGAGUAUGAAGCCAAGUUCAAGGAGUUGGGGAUCUGGUAUGAGCACAGGCUAAUUGAUGACAUGGUUGCGCAAGCCCUUAAAUCUAAAGGCGGCUUCAUCUGGGGCUGUAAAAACUACGACGGAGAUGUACAGUCGGACAUCGUAGCUCAAGGUUAUGGAUCGCUGGGUCUGAUGACUAGUGUGCUCGUGUGCCCUGAUGGCAAGACCAUUGAAGCUGAAGCAGCCCACGGCACUGUCACUAGACAUUACAGAGAGCACCAGAAGGGCAAAUCAACGAGCACCAACCCCAUUGCCAGCAUUUUUGCGUGGACCCGUGGACUGGAGCACCGAGCCAAGCUUGACAAUAACCCAGAUCUUGCAAAGUUCUGUGAAGCCCUUGAGAAGGCAUGUGUAGAUACUGUUAACUCUGGAAAGAUGACCAAGGAUCUUGCUCUCUGCAUUAAGGGAUCCAUGGACAAAGUGACAGAGAAGGAUUACUUAUACACCAUGGAUUUCUUGGAUGCCAUUGCUACGAACCUGGAUAGCGCUCUGCCAUAGAUGAAUGAUAACAUGUGUCUAGCAAGUUGAUGAUUCAGAUCUGUGUAGAGUUAGCUCCCAUCUUCCCUAAACCUAAAUAGCCAUUAAACAUGGGCUUGUGACAAAUAUGGCGAACUUGUACACUUUCUGUUAUUACCUCCACGAACAGUUUGUUACAAAUUAAUACUCUGUAAGUUUUGGAAGUGCUUUUCUCCUCCUAACCCGGUAUGACAUUUGGAGGGUGCAUGGUGUAAUACAUCAACCCUCGUUUAUAUCAUUUAUUGCUAUUUUAGUAAUUUUCAUGCUAUCUGCGUAUGUCUAAACACCAUGCACAAUAGAAAAAACGAAGGAUCUGAUUGUAGCUUUUAGCUAUCUAUAUAUGUCUACGAGCACAUCGAAACAAUGGAGUUGUUUGUAAAUAAUACUGCGCAUAGGUAAUUUGCAAUGGGCUUCUAGUCCGGAUUGAAAUGAGGUUCGUACUGGUCAUCAGAAUGGAAGCCUUGUAUUUCCCUUACUCUAGCCUUAUGUACCCGGUGAAUUAAUUAUUGCUUUAGUCGAAAAGUUUUUUUCCCCCAAAAGUGGUCCGGUAAUCUCCGGAUAAUAAUCAGGAGUGAAUAAAAGCAAAUUUGUUUUUAUUCUCUUUUGUGGCAAUUGUAGGAAAAGGCAGCAGACUCUAAAGAGCGAGAACGGUUUUUGUAGGUGGACUUAUGCCUCGAAACUAGCGGGAGGGAAAUUAACAGGAACUGUGGCCAGUCGGGAGUGAAAAGUCUAUUGAACGACGGUUGCUCAAGCAUGCGAGUGUGUGUGUAAAGAGGCUUUGCCUCACAGCGAUCACUCACAGUGAACUGUGAUACCCGUGCGAUCAUUACCGGUUCAGGCCCGUACGUCAGGUUGAACCACGUCAGUCGCCCACGCGUCAACCACUGCUGGGUCGAAACCAGAGUCACGCUCUUGUUUGACAGGAGUGUUGCCCCGUAGUGCUAUUCGACUGUUUACAUGGUGCGCAAGAGCUGCGUGUUGUACAUUGGCAUAUUGUCACUUGGUUGCCAAUUGUAAGGGUGGACUUUGUGAGGUUGGCAUUGAAGAAAAAUCACUGACACUAGAAAAUUUGUUGUCUAUCUUCUGUAAAUGUUGGUCAUUAGUCAAAUGUGGCAAUAAUGAUUAGGUAAAAAUUAAGAA